This is a messenger RNA of Bufo bufo (common toad), 816 nucleotides long. Its product is annotated as NADH-cytochrome b5 reductase 1. The transcript has 7 exons. The coding region runs from base 1 to 816 and encodes 271 amino acids. Gene Ontology annotation, cellular component: mitochondrion. Gene Ontology annotation, molecular function: oxidoreductase activity; FAD binding. Lineage: Eukaryota; Metazoa; Chordata; Amphibia; Anura; Bufonidae. The record is from RefSeq and is a predicted model, not a curated record.
AUGUCUGAAAGCUUGGAAGACCAGAUCGUGCGGCUGGAGCUUCAACUUCGUGGCCUGCGCCAGUUUGUCACCUUCAGAGUGGCGCCUUCGUCACCUAAAAAGGACGUAACCAAGGACUCAGACGCCUCUGAACUAGAGGGUAAACAUGUAUACUUAUCAGCUAAAAUCAAUGGCAAUCUUGUGGUGAGGCCUUACACUCCAUUACAUUGUGAUGCUAAAGGAUAUGUUGAUCUGUUAAUAAAGGUCUACUUUAAAGAUCAAAAUCCAGACUUUCCAGAUGGAGGCAAGAUGUCCCAGUACCUGGACAAUCUCUCUAUAGGGGAAACUAUUGAAUUUCAAGGUCCAAAGGGACUUCUUGUAUAUCAAGGAAAAGGUUACUUCGAUAUUCAACCAAACAAGAGAUCCCCGGCUGAGAGAAAGUUUGCCAGUCAGGUUGGAAUGAUAGCAGGCGGAACAGGGCUUACCCCAAUAAUUCAGCUAAUCCAUGCUAUUCUAAGUGACCCAGAAGAUGAAACUAAAUGUUUUUUGCUGUUUGCCAAUAAGUCAGAAGAUGAUGUACUCCUCCGUAAUGACCUUGAGAAGCUAAAGGAUGAGUAUUCAGAACGCUUUAAGCUGUGGUUCACUCUGGAUAGUGCAACAGAAGAAUGGGAAUACAGCAAUGGUUUUAUUGAUUCGAAGAUGAUCAAAGAGCAUCUACCACCACCUGCUGAUGAUGUCAUCAUUUUGCUAUGUGGUCCUCCAGCCAUGAUAAAAUUGGCUUGCAAGCCAAGUCUAAAUAUAUUAGGAUAUCAUGAAAAUAUGAGUUAUGUUUUCUAA